Messenger RNA from Amorphotheca resinae ATCC 22711, 570 nucleotides. RefSeq lists its product as hypothetical. The record is from RefSeq and is a predicted model, not a curated record. Lineage: Eukaryota; Fungi; Ascomycota; Leotiomycetes; Helotiales; Amorphothecaceae. The coding region runs from base 1 to 570 and encodes 189 amino acids. The transcript is spliced from 2 exons.
AUGUCAUCGACCAUCUCCCCCCCCGAGCAAUAUCAUCUCACAAACUCGACACCAUAUGUCCCCAACUCCCCUCUCCCUGUUCUUAUCUAUCGCUCCUGUCUCCCUUCGUCCCCGACACCAGCUACAGUCUGCGAGACCUUUGAGCCCAACUCUUGGCUCAAGGGCGGAGUAUUCAAACACUACAAGGCACAUCACUUCCAUUCCCUGACGCAUGAAUGCUAUGCAGUGUUCAAAGGCCGCAGCCGACUGCUUCUUGGACGAGGGCCGCUGGAUGACGGGCAGACUACUGGGAUAGAGGUCGAGCUACAGCAGGGGGAUGCCAUCGUCCUCCCAGCGGGUGUGGCGCAUUGUAACUUGGAGAGUUGGGGAGGGUAUGAGUAUGUGGGCUUGUAUCCCGAGGGAAGCCCGCACUGGGACAAUAAUUUCUGCAAGGCGAACCCCCAGGAAACGGCCGUGAAAGCGGCCAAUGCAAGGAAUGUCCCGAUCCCGGAUUCAGACCCUAUCUUUGGGAAGGAUGGGCCAUUGGUAGGGAUUUGGAGAGAGGCGAUGGAGAGGGCGGGAGAUGUCUGA